Messenger RNA from Trichomonas vaginalis G3, 243 nucleotides. RefSeq lists its product as uncharacterized. The record is from RefSeq and is a predicted model, not a curated record. The coding region runs from base 1 to 243 and encodes 80 amino acids. The transcript has a single exon. Lineage: Eukaryota; Parabasalia; Trichomonadida; Trichomonadidae.
AUGACAAAACAGGCACCAAAGAGCUCAUUAAAGCCAGCAGAAGAAGCAUCAGUUGGAAAUAUGGGCGAUAUCAACAAAUUAAACGAAGAAAAGAAGGAUCAAAAGCCAGCUCUCGUUAUCGAAGCUUCAAAUCUCAAUCUUGUUAUGAAGUAUACAGGACUUGAUAAGCAAUCAGCAAUUGAUCUCAUCGAAAAGAAUAACGGAGAUAUCAAGGCAUCUCUUAAAUCUUUUGUUCUCGAAUAA